AGCCUGGACGAGUACGUCGACAUCCUGCAAGUGCAGCAGCUACUGCUCGAGAACUCUACGUCGGUGUCGACGUCCAACGGGGGCACGACAGUGGCGAGCACAACUACGGCAUCUCCCACAUCCACCACCAACACCACCACUACCACCACCAGCACACCCACUAGCACUAGCACGUCCUCCUCCGCAUCCUUUUCCCAGCAAAUCGUUCCGUCCCCGUCCACCAGCACGUCCUCACUGUUUAAUGCUAAAUCACGCCCGAAGGUGAAUCUCCAGAAGGCAGCCGAGUUUUCGUCGGCAGCAAACCAACUGCAGGGCGAAUCACCCUCCAAGCGACUUCUCUUUGAUUACCCGAGCCCAUAUUUGUAUGGUAAUUAUCAUCCGUCGCCGAGCGACGAUCUGGUCGCUCUAUGGUUUGGAAGUAACGGAACAGGUGGCGUUGCCCCUGGACCACCAGCAGCUGCCAUGAUCAUGGAAGGGCUAGAAACGUUGGUUGCGCCAUCGCAUCACACAUUCCUGCUGACCGAGUCGGCGGCCGCGGCACACUUCAACGUGCUGAGCUUCGAUACGUGCGGCCUGUUCAAGACGGGCACCACCACCACCUCGCUCGGGCUGAACAACAACAGCACGGCGACACCGAACAACAACCACCACCACCACCUGUACCACCCGUACCACCACCAGACGGCCGUCAGCACCGCGUCCGCGCUGUCCCACCAUCAGCCCCACCACCUACACCACCACCAUCACCAUCCCCAGCAUCAGCAGCAUCAUUCGAGCACUCAGCAGCAGCAGCAACACAACUCCCCGAACAGUGCGAUCGUGUCGUCUUCGGCGUCGGCGUCGGCGGCGUCCUCCGGGGCGGCCAGUGUGGCCAACUCCACCGCCAUCACCACGCACACGACGGCCACGACCAGCGUCACGGCGUCGCACCACUCCGCGCACCAUCAGCAUCAUCCGCACCAUCCCCAUCUGAGUCUGCUCAGCACCGGCGGCAGCAACAGUAGCGCCGUGUCCGGUGGCCAUCACUCCAGCGACUCCGGCACCGGCGACGACCACUCGCAAUCGCAGACGGACGCGCAAGCCGGCGAUCUCAACACACCCGUCACCACCUCCGGGGACAUACCGUCGUUCUUCGGACCGUCGACGGUCGUCGAACCACCACCGAUUACCGGAUCGAUCGAAUCGGACGAUCUCUCGCUGGAACCGCAAACCGUGUCCAGCCCUUGCGUUAGCCUGUGCAGCCCAACCAAGCAGGAACGCAGCACACCGCAAUCGAUCGUCAACGAGGAAGAGGCUAGUAAUACCAGCAGCACCAACACGAUGUACCCAUCCUCCGGCUCACAGCAACAGCAGCGACAGCAGCAGCAGCAACAGCAGCAACAUCAACAGCAGCAGCAGCAACAGCAACAUCAGCAACAGCAACAGCAGCAGUCGCUCCACGGACAGAUCCGGAUCUCCUACCGAGGCAUCUUCACGACGAGCGGCAGUCCCGGGAUGGGGCUGCAGGCGAGCGGUGUGAUGCCCUCGGGUCAGAUGUCGCCCACGGCCGGGCUCGGUCCGGCUAGCUGGGGUCUCCCGAGUCCCGACAAAAGCCUCUUCCAGGCGCCCAUGUUCGGUCUGCUCGGUCCGCAAGCGACCAGCGCGGCGCAGGGCGGUGUCUCGGCCACGUCGCCGGGCCAGCAGCAGCAGCAGCAGCACCAACACCAGCACACGGGAGGGCACGGCCACUACGGUGGGGACGAGCGGGGCCACGGGAGCGAACUGCUCGGGCUGAACAUGGACUGCGCGAGCAUCAUCCUGAAGCAGCAGCCACCGAGCUACAACAGCUGCGUCGGCUCGCUCGACAUGCAGGGCCCUUCGGGUGGCCAGGAGAUGCACGGGUAUGGGCGGGGUGCGGGGGGUGCCCUGAGUGCGAUGGGUCAGAGCCAGAAGUACCAGUGGCUGGACUCGCCGGUCGACCCGUACGUCGGCAGCCCCCAGCAUGGCUCCGUCGUGCUGCCCGGCCCCUCGUCGACGCCCGUCUCGGUUGGGCCGAUCAUCCCCAAGCAGGAACCGUACUCCACCCCGAACCCGUGCACCUCCGACUCGAGCCAGCUCGGUGGACUCACGCAGGCGCAGUACGCCGUCCAGCUGGCCGAGUACAACCAGGCGACGAGCAAGGGGCACGAGAUCCUGUCGCAGGUCUACCAGCAGAGCACGAUGCCGCUGAAGCUGGUCCCGGUGAAGCCGCGCAAGUACCCGAACCGGCCGAGCAAGACGCCCGUCCACGAGCGGCCGUACGCGUGCCCGGUGGAGAACUGCGACCGGCGGUUCUCGCGCUCGGACGAGCUGACGCGCCACAUCCGGAUCCACACCGGCCAGAAGCCGUUCCAGUGUCGGAUCUGCAUGCGCUCGUUCAGCCGGUCCGACCACCUCACCACGCACAUCCGCACGCACACCGGCGAGAAGCCGUUCUCGUGCGACAUCUGCGGCCGGAAGUUCGCCCGCUCGGACGAGAAGAAGCGCCACGCCAAGGUGCACCUCAAGCAGCGUAUCAAGAAGGAGAAGAACGCCAGCGGAAGUGGCAACAACAGUACCAGCACCUCGUCCUCCGCACACCACGCACAUCAUCAGCAGCAGCAGCAACAGCAGCAGCAGCAGCAGCAGCAUCAUCAUCAGCAACACCACCAGCAGCAGCAGCAGCAGCACGGUCACCAUGCGGGCCACCCGGGACUGCACGGCCACCACCUGCUGGGACACGACGACCUCACCGGCAUCCCGAUCGUGUCGUCCUCCUCGAACCCGGCGGCUAGCAGCUUGUAG
Anopheles coustani is the source of this 2802-nucleotide messenger RNA. It is a transcript of the gene sr, whose product is annotated as protein grainyhead. NCBI's taxonomy places the organism in Eukaryota, Metazoa, Arthropoda, Insecta, Diptera, Culicidae. Gene Ontology annotation, molecular function: RNA polymerase II cis-regulatory region sequence-specific DNA binding; DNA-binding transcription factor activity, RNA polymerase II-specific. The transcript has 5 exons. Bases 463 to 2802 code for a protein of 779 amino acids. The record is from RefSeq and is a predicted model, not a curated record. Gene Ontology annotation, biological process: regulation of transcription by RNA polymerase II.